GGGCCUAGGGGAGCGGGGCGGGGCCUGGAAGGAGCUGGGAGGCUCGGGAGGAGCCGGGCCGCGCCCCCGCGCCGGGAGCAAGAGGAGACACCGGCUCAGAGCGCGCACGGCCGCGCCUGCAAACAAGUGUCCGCCGCCGCCGAUGGGGCCGCUCCGGGGCCCCCCGCCCAAGACCCCCGCGCCCCCCGCCGUCCGCGUGCAGCUGGACCCCCGGGGUUGAGCGCGCCCCCGGGGCAGCGGGCGGUGGGCGCUCCGGAGGCCGCGGGGCCGGGGGCCGAGGCUGGGCGGGAGCCCCCGGGGGUGUGCGCCCCCCCGCCGGCCAGCCUCCCGGAUGCCUCCCGGCGGCGGCGGGCCCAUGAAAGACUGCGAGUACAGCCAGGUCAGCACUCACAGCUCCUCCCCCAUGGAGUCGCUCCACAAAAAGAAGAAAAAGAAGAAGAAGAAGCCGCCGCCGCCCCAGAACCAGCCUCAGCCCCAGCCCCCGCCCCCGCCCCAGCCCCAGCCCCAGCCCCAGCCCCCGCCGCCGCGGGCCCGCAGGAAAUGGCAGGUGUUCCCGGGCAGGAACAAGUUCUUCUGCGACGGCCGCAUCAUGAUCGCCCGGCAGACCGGCGUCUUCUGCCUGACCCUCGUGCUCAUCCUGGUCACCAGCGGGCUCUUCUUCGCCUUCGACUGCCCUUACCUGGCCGUGAGGAUCACUCCUGCCAUCCCCGCGGUGGGGGGCGCCCUCUUCCUCUUCGUCAUGGGGACCCUGCUGCGGACCAGCUUCAGCGACCCUGGAGUCCUGCCCCGGGCGACCCCGGACGAGGCGGCCGACCUGGAACGGCAGAUAGAUAUCACCAAUGGCAGCAGUUCCGGGGGGUACCGCCCGCCCCCCAGAACCAAAGAAGUCAUCAUCAAUGGCCAGACGGUGAAACUCAAAUACUGUUUUACCUGUAAGAUCUUCCGGCCGCCCCGAGCCUCCCACUGCAGCCUGUGUGAUAACUGCGUAGAACGGUUUGAUCACCACUGUCCCUGGGUAGGCAACUGUGUGGGGCAAAGGAACUACCGGUCUUUUUAUAUGUUCAUUUUAUCCCUGUCUUUUCUGACAGUCUUUAUAUUCGCUUUUACCACCACCCACAUCCUCCUUCGUUCCCAGAAGGCAGGAUUCCUGAAUGCUCUGAGAGCCAGCCCGGCCAGCGUGCUGGAGGCCGUGGUUUGUUUCUUCUCUGUCUGGUCCAUCGUAGGCCUCUCGGGCUUCCAUACCUACCUGAUCAGCUCCAACCAGACCACCAACGAGGAUAUUAAGGGCUCUUGGUCGAAUAAGAGAGGCAAAGACAACUACAACCCCUACAGCUACGGGAACAUCUUCACAAACUGCUGUGUGGCACUGUGUGGACCCCUGUCCCCCAGCCUCAUCGACCGGCGAGGCUACGUGCAGCCCGACACGCCGCAGCCAGACGUGUCCUCCCACGGGCUGGUGGCCUACAGCUCCACGCAGUCCCAGAGCGACAUGUGUGACCAGGACCAGUGCAUCCAGAGCACCAAGUUUGUGCUUCAGGCAGCCACCCCCCUGCUCCAGGGGGACCCCAGCCCAGGGGGCGAGGAGCUGCCGCUGGCGGGGGGGCGUCCUGGGCUGGGCGCCCCCUGUGCCAGCCUGACGCCGGGGCCACCCACACCGCCCUCCUCCAUGCCCAGCCUGGCGGGCGAGGCCUCGCUGGCCGACCUGCUGCCCUUGGAGGAUGGGCGCCUGGCCCCCCAGUUCCUGACGCCCGAGGAGCCGCCCUCUCCGCCCGGCCUCCUGGGCCCCGCCAGCCUGGACGCCCUGCACGAGGAUUCUGUGCGCGGGCUGGUCAAGCUCAGCUCCGUGUGAGCCAGCCAGGCACCGGGGCGUGGGCCCCUUCGUUCUGAGGACGAUCCGGGUCGGCACCCUGGGGACCUGGGGGCUCUUCACUCUGAGAAUGGGCCCAGGACGGCCCACGAGGGCAGACACAGGGGCCGGGGGGAGGCUUGGACACGGUUGCUCUUUGGGGGAUGGACAGUGGCCUGGAAGGUGGGAAACACAGCUGGGGCAUGCAAUUUCUGUCUCUCUCUCUCUCUCUCUCCCUCUCCCUCUCCUCCCUCCUCUCUACUCUCCUCUCUUUUCACUCUCUUCUCUCUGUACUGUCCUCUCCUCUCUCUCUCACCCUCUCCUCUCUCCCCUCUCUUCUUCUCUCCCCUCUUCUCUCUCUCUUCCCCCCUCUCUCCCUUUCUCUCCCUCUCUCUCUCUCCUGCCAGCACUUGAAAACUGAAGAGUGGACAGGGCAAGGGGAGCCUCCUAGGACUCAAAAUCUAACCACCUGGGCAUCUGGGGCAAAAGGACCUGACUGCCCCCCCCCCACCCCGCCAAAGCCAUCUGCCAUCUGCUCUGGUGACCAGCCUGCGGCCAGUGGACAGGAUGCUGGGCCAGUUCGGAGGGCACCUGAGGGACCCACUGUGACCAGCCAGAAGGGGAGACGGCCUGGGCCAGCAUGCCUGCUGCUCUGAGGGUCCAAGGGUCCCCCACACAUGUGGGACCUGCCACCUGCCCCUCCUCCCUCCUCCUCUUUCUUGUCCUCCUCUUCCUCCUCCUCCUCUUCCUCCUCCUCCUCUUCCUCCUUCUCCUCUUCCUCCUUCUCCUUCUUCUACUUCUACAUCUUCUCCUCCUCCUCUUUCUUUCUCCUCUGGGUGACCCCCCAGCACUAUCUCCCAGGGGAGACCGUCCAACCCCUCUGGGACUUGGCUGCCACCCCCCAGCUGGCCCAGCUCUGUCUCCCGUGGGCAGGUGGCCUCAGGGAGCCCCAGGCUGCUGCUGGCUUUGUCUUUUCCAGAACUUUCUGUCUCUGUGGUGCGGGCCCUGAGCUGACCGCACGGGUGUCUUGUUACCUCCUGUGUUACUGACCUCCUCCAAGGAGACAAUAAACCUCCAUCCUCUGCCCCUCC
Messenger RNA from Erinaceus europaeus (western European hedgehog), 2937 nucleotides. RefSeq names its product zinc finger DHHC-type palmitoyltransferase 14 (gene ZDHHC14). Lineage: Eukaryota; Metazoa; Chordata; Mammalia; Eulipotyphla; Erinaceidae. The transcript has 9 exons. Gene Ontology annotation, molecular function: protein-cysteine S-palmitoyltransferase activity. Gene Ontology annotation, cellular component: Golgi apparatus; endoplasmic reticulum. Gene Ontology annotation, biological process: protein targeting to membrane; peptidyl-L-cysteine S-palmitoylation. The coding region runs from base 332 to 1849 and encodes 505 amino acids. The record is from RefSeq and is a predicted model, not a curated record.